CACAGGACGUGACGCCUCGUUAGUUAAUUCCAUGGGCGGAAAUUUUUGGCGCUAGUUGAGAAUCAGUGCCUUUUGUAAGGCCUUUUCCGAUGCAGACUCGGACUUCGCUAUUUUUGCGCCAAGGAAGAGGCGGGACGAUCGGCAUGACAACAAAUGGAAAUGUGCUUCAGUGCCCCUAUUCAUUGUUCUUCACUGCUCUCAAGACAUCUUCGGUAUGGCUUCUUCCUCAAGCCUUACGGUCCUCCUUCGCCUUCAUUCCGACCCAACUGUUCUCAUACAAGGACUCAUCGACGACUACAAACGCCGGCACCGUGACCGUGCCUCCACCAUCGCAAAUAUUGCGAGAAUCUCUGCAGCUGCUUGUCGAGAACAAGGGGUUGAAGACUCAGACGGGUUACUCAUCGUACCCUAUAUUGAAGAAAUCCUUGCUCUGGACGAUGAAAAGGAGAGGAAAGGAGCCAGGCGCCCUUUUCCGUUUUCCCAGAAUUCCGAUGAAAGCACUAUAACUCCCCUCCACCGCCAAGUUCGCGACUACAUUGACAUCUACACCAGCGACCUCAAUGAGGCGCUUCGCAGCCUUAGCCUCUCCUUUGGCGCUCCCACAUUCCCCUAUGAUCAGUGGAAGAACGUUCUCCGGGACGUCUAUGUCGACUUUGACCGUAUCUAUGGGUACCACCUGGAUCUUGAGCGCCAGGUGUGCAAUGCCGGAGACUGGAUGUGGGCCUUUGACACAUACAAGGAUGCUGUCGUUUUCGCAUUUCCUGGACGGGAGGCGGAGCUCCAGGCGUAUUACAAGCAUAUUGAGACACUGUUCUUCUAUCGCCAGAGGUCUUUUCAUGGACACAUCAUUUCGUAUGAUCGGGCGGUGCGCAAGUUCGUUGGGGGACGAAGGGACAUUCUCUUCAAUGAGAUAGCAAAAUUUGAAGGCUUAAAGGAUGCUUAUCUGAGUGAGUCUGGUGUAGCGUUUGACCUUUCAGAUUCAGGCCCAGGUCGGAGUAGGAAGCGUAUGCGAAAGGAGUUGUAGCCCUCUAAUACAAGAAGAUUUCAGUGACUCUUUCUUUGUCGAAACGUUCACGACCGCAGUAUUCAUCAAGGGGAUGAGACGGACUGUACGUAUCUUCUUUAGAAAUCUGGUGCCUCGACUUCCAAGCCUGGGGAACUCUUUCUAGUUCAGAAGUGUUUGUAUAUGC
This is a messenger RNA of Desarmillaria tabescens, 1190 nucleotides long. RefSeq lists its product as uncharacterized. Lineage: Eukaryota; Fungi; Basidiomycota; Agaricomycetes; Agaricales; Physalacriaceae. The transcript has 2 exons. The coding region runs from base 215 to 1024 and encodes 269 amino acids. The record is from RefSeq and is a predicted model, not a curated record.